UCAAGCGAAUCUUUGAUGGUGCGACAUGAAACAGGGCUGGACCAGGGUUGAAGCAUAAUCAAGAUGGCCGCCUUCAUAGAAAGGAUGGGUUAUCUCUUGGUUCUGGGGCUGUGUGUCUGCCUCAGUGGGACACGGGCUGUGGAUCGUGGGAAUUUCAAGACCUGUGAUCAAAGUGCCUUCUGCAAGCGUCAGCGAGCAUUGAAGCCUGGACAGUCCCCCUACAGGGCCUUGCUGGAGACCAUGGAGCUCACCAACACCAGACUCACCCUUCAGCUUAUCAAUGACAACAACAAGGUGCGGCUGUUGCUGGAGCUCUACCGUCUCCAAGGCAACAUGACAAGGGUGAAGAUUAAUGAGCUGAAGCCCCUGAAGCCUCGCUUUGAGGUCCCAGACGUGCUCAUCCAGGAGCCUCCCACUGAGCCAAUGUCUCUCCUGUCUCAGGAUGAGAAUGGUGUGGUUCUGUCUCUGGGUACAGAGUCACAGAGGGUCAUUGUUAGUGCCCAGCCAUUCCGAUUAGACAUCAUGGAGGGGCGGGAGGUGCUGAUGUCGCUCAACUCGCGUGGUCUGCUUGCCUUCGAGCACCUGAGGAUCCGCAAAGACACUUUCUCCUAUAAGAUAACUAAAUCAUUGGGUAGCAUGUGGGAUACAAUCAAGUGGGUAUUCACUAGCCAGGCAGACCCCGAGGCAGAGAAGAAAGAGGAAGGAGACCCAGCCAACCAGCCAGCAGAGGACGGAGCAAAUGCAGAGGAGGAGAAAGUGGAAGAUGGGAUGUGGGAGGAGACAUUUAAAUCUCACACAGACGCCAAACCUAAUGGCCCCUCUUCCAUCAGUCUGGACUUCUCUCUGCCGGGGGUGGAGCAUGUGUAUGGCAUUCCGGAACAUGCCGAUAGCCUCAGGCUGAAGACCACAGAUGGAGGAGAUCCGUACCGCCUGUAUAACCUGGACGUGUUCCAGUACGAGCUGUUUAACCCCAUGUCUCUGUACGGCACCAUCCCAGUCAUGCUGGCCCACAAUACCCAGCGCACCAUCGCCAUCUUCUGGCUCAAUGCUGCCGAGACAUGGGUGGACAUCAGCUCCAACACAGCGGGCAAGACCGUGUUUGGCCAGAUGCUGGACUACGUGCAGGGUUCCAGCGAGACCCCGCAGACGGACGUGCGCUGGAUCUCUGAGAGCGGCAUCAUCGACGUCUUUAUCAUGCUGGGCCCCACCCCCUCCGACGUCUUCUCCCAGUACGCCUCGCUCACAGGUACUCAGUCCUUCCCCCCCCUCUCGGGGCUGGCCUACCACCAGUGUCGCUGGAACUACAACGACCAGGAGGACGUGCGGGCUGUGGACCAAGGGUUCGACAACCAUGACAUCCCCUAUGACUUCAUCUGGCUGGACAUCGAGCACGCUGACGGGAAGCGCUACUUCACCUGGGACCCCCACAAGUUCCCCCAGCCCAAGGAGAUGCUGCAGGGUCUGCAGGACAAGAAACGCAAGAUGGUGGCCAUCGUGGACCCCCACAUAAAGGUGGACAGCAACUAUAAGAUCCACAACGAGAUCCGCUCCCGGGGGUUUUACAUCAAGAACAAAGAUGGCGGAGACUACGAAGGCUGGUGUUGGCCUGGUAAUUCUGGCUAUCCAGACUUCACAAACCCAGAGAUGAGAAACUGGUGGGCCAGCAUGUUUGCCUAUGAUCAAUACGAGGGAUCCAUGGAGAACCUAUACACGUGGAAUGACAUGAACGAGCCGUCGGUGUUUAACGGCCCGGAGGUGACCAUGCACAAGGACGCCAUGCACGGAGCCUGGGAGCACCGCGACGUCCACAACCUCUACGGCCUCUAUGUGCACAUGGCCACGGUGGAGGGUCUGAUCCAGCGCUCGGGCGGUGAGGAGCGGCCGUUCGUCCUGACCAGAGCCUUUUUCGCAGGGUCUCAGCGCUACGGUGCCGUAUGGACUGGUGACAAUGCAGCCGAGUGGGACCAUUUGAAGAUGUCCAUCCCCAUGUGUCUGAGCCUGGGCCUGGUGGGAGUGUCACUGUGCGGAGCCGACGUGGGCGGGUUCUUUAAGGCGCCCAGCUCGGAGCUGCUGGUUCGCUGGUACCAGACGGGGGCGUACCAGCCGUUCUUCCGUGCCCACGCCCACCUGGACACGCCCAGGCGGGAGCCCUGGCUGUUCGGGCCCGAGAACACGGCGCUGAUCCGGGAGGCGGUGCGUGAGCGCUACGCCCUGCUGCCCUACUGGUACCAGCUGUUCUACCACGCCCACCGCAGCGGGGAGCCCGUCAUGAGAGCUCUGUGGAUAGAUUAUCCUCAGGACACAGCUACGUUCUCCAUGGACGACCAGUUUCUGCUCGGGCGGGACCUUCUGGUGCAUCCCGUUACGGACGAGGGGUCAAGGGGAGUGACGGCCUACCUGCCCGGAAAAGGAGAGGUUUGGUUCGACGUCCACACAUUCCAGAAGCACAACGGAGAGCAAAACCUCUACAUCCCUGUCACCAUCAGCUCCAUCCCGGUGUUCCAGCGUGGGGGUUCCAUCAUUCCCAGGAAGGCCCGCGUACGCAGGUCCUCCAGCUGCAUGGAGAGGGACCCCUACACCCUAUAUGUGGCCCUCAGUCCCCAGAGGACCGCCCAGGGGGAGCUCUACAUAGACGACGGUCACACCUUCAACUUUGAGAAGAAGAAGGAGUUCAUCCACAGGAGACUCUCAUUCGCCAAUAACAAGCUCUCUUCCAGCAACCUUGCACCAGACGCCCUGUUCUCCACUCCCUCCUGGGUGGAGCGCAUCCUCAUCUUGGGGGCCAGUAAGCCCAGCAAGGUCAUCCUGAAGACUGCUGAUGGCAAGGAGAGCCAGCUGGAGUUUGACUUUGAUGCCUCCAUGUCGGUGUUAUCCCUUCGCAAGCCGGGAAUGAACGCAGGAGAGGACUGGACUGUGAUGCUCCAGUAACCAUGGAAACGAAGAGGGUAGAGAAGACAGGCAAGGCAUGACAACUGGACUGAGGAGAUUGAUAGAUGUCUGAAAAGAUGUGGCACAUCUGACUAACCAAGAAAUGCACACACGUUACACAAUACCAUACACCUCCCGCACUCUGGCCGUCUCGUCCAUGUCUGUUUUGCAUUAACUCAAACUGUAGAGUUUUGUCAACUUACUGAAGCGUUACUAGAUACAUUUUUGUUUGUCCAUUUAGUUUUGUAGGAAAGACUUUUGAAUUAUGAUAUCAUUGUAGAAGCUGCGCUGGAGAUCUAACACAGACAACAACAAAAAAAUCCAGCUACUAAACUAGCCAGCUGGUAUGACUUGGAUUUCAAAGACAAUUUAAUCAUUUGCUUUUCAAAUGAAGGUGCAUGUUCACAUUCAUGAGACAGGGUUUGUCUGCCACAUUUUUUUCCUGAUUGUGUUAAUGACAUGUAGUUAAUUCUUGUUUUCAUUCCAUCCACACCUUUUAAGUACUUAUACUGCAACAGAACAAGUGGACCUAUCUUUCUGCUCACCUCAAUACGUGCCACAUUUCAUUCAUUAGAUUUUUAGGGAGCAUCGCUUAACAAUGCUGUGGACAAUUAUGUGGAUGCUUUCUUAAUGUUCUGUGUGUUCUUUUGUAUUGCAAUGGGGUGUAACAGUCCUCUCAGCUGUAAUUUAAGGCCAGUUAAUUCCUUUUAUCAGGAUUACUUUUCCUUAGUUUUUUUUCUCCAAAAUUUGAAGAAAGUUGUAAGCAUCAUUAUUUCUGUGCUAUUGAAUGUGUGGGUUGUAAAAGACAGGCAAACAUGGUGAACAACUACUGAAAAGUUGUAUGAAAGGUUACUAUGGGAACUGAUCAGGGGAAUGAACCACUGAUAUUGCGAAAGCUUCAUCUAAUGUAACUUUUUUCAACUUUUGGUUCAGAUUUGUCUAACAGUUUUGUUAACUUGAUUCUUAUUUUUUAUAAUGCACUUGAGGAGAGACAUGACUGUUUACCAGGUUUAGGCGAUGGGGAUUUUAGAUUUAGGGGUUUUGGUACAGGCCUAUGUUUAUGGUUUUCAGGGUUUUCUUUUGUAACUUUCUCUUUUGUCCAAAUCUAAACCAGAGCUCUUUAUUCAUUGUCAGAUAUGCAGAGAGAUGUCUGCAAGGACCUGAUUAUUGGAGAUCAAAGGAAAGGAUUUGGGGGUGUAUGACCUUCUGCCAUAGAUUCAUUUAAAAUAUUUGUUCCUAAAUGUUGAGAACGUUAGAAUAUUGCAGCAGUUAACCUGUUGAACGGUGACUAUGGAGAAUCUGAUGAGUUGUGAAAAUGCAGUGGAAACAUAGCAGUGACUUGAGACCAAUUGAAAUAAACUUGACCAAACCUUAAAGGGUAUUGUUUUUUGUAUGAUUAAAAGUGGAAUUUUAUUAAAAUAAAUGUACAUUACCAACAUAA
Molecule: messenger RNA, 4369 nt
Organism: Osmerus eperlanus (European smelt)
Lineage: Eukaryota; Metazoa; Chordata; Actinopteri; Osmeriformes; Osmeridae
Gene: ganabb
Product: glucosidase II alpha subunit b
Exons: 25
Coding region: 64-2928 (954 amino acids)
Biological process (GO): carbohydrate metabolic process; N-glycan processing
Cellular component (GO): glucosidase II complex
Molecular function (GO): carbohydrate binding; glucan 1,3-alpha-glucosidase activity
Source: RefSeq, a predicted model, not a curated record